AUGAUAUGUAUUGUGACCUUUCUCGUGUUUCUUUUUGGUGUAACUAUAGCGAAUGCCAACGAUGAUUUGCAUUAUGCAUGUACCUGCUUUGAUGAUGACCUUCAAUGUAACCGCUCGGACAAGGCUUCUCGCAUUCCUCCAGCGCUCCUUAAUAGUACCCAUGCAGACGUGAAUGGUCUUCCGAGAAUGAAGUCCCAUCGAUCCUGGGCAGCGUAG
Messenger RNA from Necator americanus (New World hookworm), 216 nucleotides. RefSeq lists its product as uncharacterized. The transcript has 3 exons. Lineage: Eukaryota; Metazoa; Nematoda; Chromadorea; Rhabditida; Ancylostomatidae. The coding region runs from base 1 to 216 and encodes 71 amino acids. The record is from RefSeq and is a predicted model, not a curated record.